CACAGCCAUAACAAGAAUCUCCCCAGCGUUCAUGAUGUCAGUGUGUGUGUUGCUGGUGUGAGGUGAGGUACACUACAGGAGGAAGUGCAGUAAGAGUGUCGCCGCCUCUGUGCCGCCAUUACUUCUCAAGACGUCGACCUUGUCUUGUUUACCAAAUUUAGAAGAAGAAAUCAGUUAGAAAAUUAAAGAAAACCAGACCUCACAUAUACGAAGGGAAGUAGAAAGUACUUACUGAAAUCAAGGAGCAAACUACAGUACUUCUGCAACACACGAUCAAGAGGCUCGUAUAUAGACCUCAGACUAGGAGACACUUCACUCAAGAUAUUCAAGUGCCUGCUGUUGAGAAGAUCAUGUUUGAAAAAUGGGUGUUGCUAGCGGUGAUAGUGACGGCGGUCGUGGUUGAGGGAGCCCCUGAUGGCCCUUACCGAGCGGUGUUACACAGGGCCAGAAGGCAAGGUAAUAACUCUGCUCCAUCCAUCGUGUUCAACGCACCCACUCUACACAACCUGGAUCAGUGCCGGACUCCUGAAGGCGCAGCAGGCACCUGUAAAAAACUACUCGACUGUCCGCUCCUUUACAACGCACUGAGGACAAGACCAUCGAAAGAGUUUCUGAAUUUCCUGAGAAGCAGCAUAUGUAGAUAUGAAAUAUCGUCACCUAUCGUCUGUUGCGGCCAUAUGCCUCCGGCCAUUCUUGAUUCUACUACUAUUACUUCUACUAGCACAACAUCUAGUACCACAACAGCACCAACCACGACAGUCUCAGAGGAACCAACCACGUUGCCAUCAGAGGUACCAACCACGUUACCAUCAGAGGCACCAACCACGUUACCAUCAGAGACACCAACCACGCUUCCAGUAGAACCCCCAACAACCCUACCAGUAGAUCCACCAGUCACAACAACAGAGGUGCCACCACCCACAACAACUCCCGAGCCGGCUCCCUCUGGGGUUGACUUGCUGUCAGUUGAAACCUGUGGGAUGGCCAGCACAACCAAUGUCAGGAUCGUAGGAGGCAUUCCACCCCAAAUAGGAUCGUACCCGUGGCUGGCUGCUCUGGGUUUCGUGAAUGGCCAGGGCACUGUUGAGUUCCUGUGUGGUGGUGCCCUUGUCACUAACCAACACGUCGUCACUGCAGCUCACUGUGUCAGGAACCGCAAUGACCUGAAGCUGGUUCGUCUUGGGGAGCAUGACCUGAACAGGACCGACGAGGCUGUGCACGAGGACUUCGACAUCAUGAGUAGGACCAUCCAUGCCGACUUCAACCCAGUGUCCUUUGCCAACGAUAUCGCCAUCUUGAAGCUUGACAGACCCGUCACUUUCAGGGACGCCAUCCAACCUGUCUGCCUGCCGCUGCCCGAGAGGUUCGAUAAGGACGACUUGGUAAGAAGUUUUGGCUUCAUCGCGGGUUGGGGCUCUGUGUCUUUCAAUAACGUGUCGUCUAGUGUGCUGCUCCACGUAAUGAUUCCGAUUAUCUCACAAGAAGAGUGUAGUCAGAAGUACAGUGCCUUCAGGCAGAUCUCUAUCGAUGAGACCACCAUCUGUGCUGGGGUCGGGGGCCAAGAUGCCUGUCAGGGUGACAGUGGAGGACCCAUGGUAAUGUACUGGAAGAGUCAGAUGUACAUAGUCGGGGUUGUCUCCUUUGGGUUCAGAUGCGCUGAACCCAACUUCCCCGGAGUAUACACCAGAGUGAGCAUGUACAACGACUGGAUCAUCCCCUUGCUCAACUAGCAGUGUACAUAACAAUUGUGACUUCAGACUAUCAGGUAUCUAAGAGACAGAUAAACCUGGUGGCAUUUUCUGACAUGUUCCUGUGUGCAAGUGCGAGUGAGUGUAUUGGUAGGUAGAGUACGUACAGUACAGUACCACCUCUGGAGAAAUAUGAAAUGGUUUAGAUGUGUUGGUAUUUUUGAUGAACAUUAUGAUACAGUACAGUAUUAGUGAAGUUCAUGAUAUAGUAUUAGUGUUUUUCCAUCAGUCACUCAUUGUUGCAAUGUAUUCUUUACUAUGUUAAUAAUUUUUUAUUUUAAUUUAUUUCUUAACUUUUCUCAGUGUCAGAUAGAUGUCAUAACCUCAAACUGCCGGUAGUAUGACAAGGCUCCUUGUAGUACUGUACUGUAUAGGUUUAAAGUAUUUAGAGAAAGUAGUAAGAAUUGUUAGUUGUAUUGCAUUUAUAAAAAAGUAGUAAGAUAAAUUAUGAAUAUCAGUACAGUAUUGCUUCAAGCUUUAUUUUCAUAAUGUUGAAAAUUUACAUGAUUCAGCUGUCAUUACUGUACCUUUAAUGACUGUUCAUAAAGACUUAAGUUUCUGCACUUGGCAGUAAAUAUUGGGAAUUAUUGUUCAAAGCCUACUGGUAUGUCAUCGUUUAAUACCUUCAAAUAAGUGUAAUCAAUAAGGUCAUACCCUAUUCAUUAAUAAUACACAUUAAUAACUGAUGA
Molecule: messenger RNA, 2437 nt
Organism: Homarus americanus (American lobster)
Lineage: Eukaryota; Metazoa; Arthropoda; Malacostraca; Decapoda; Nephropidae
Product: venom serine protease Bi-VSP-like
Exons: 10
Coding region: 351-1730 (459 amino acids)
Biological process (GO): proteolysis
Molecular function (GO): serine-type endopeptidase activity
Source: RefSeq, a predicted model, not a curated record